Messenger RNA from Cyphellophora attinorum, 1191 nucleotides. RefSeq lists its product as uncharacterized. The coding region runs from base 1 to 1191 and encodes 396 amino acids. Gene Ontology annotation, biological process: sphingosine biosynthetic process. Lineage: Eukaryota; Fungi; Ascomycota; Eurotiomycetes; Chaetothyriales; Cyphellophoraceae. The record is from RefSeq and is a predicted model, not a curated record. Gene Ontology annotation, cellular component: cytoplasm; intracellular membrane-bounded organelle; membrane. The transcript is spliced from 2 exons.
AUGGCCACCUCCCCACCUCUCCCACCACACCUCCUCCCCGACCGCCAAAUCUACGUCAUAAUCAGCACCGCCUCCGGCGCCCGGUCCGCCUCCUCCUACUACGCCUCCACCCUUGAACCCCUCCUAUCCACCCACUCCAUCACCCACAUAGUCCACACCACCACCUCCGCCACAUCCAUCAUCGACCUCAUCACCGCCAAGAUCCUCCCCGCCUGCACCAAAGGCGCCAAGCAGACCAUUCUCUUGCUCUCCGGCGAUGGCGGGCCCGCGACUUUGUCAACACAUACGUACGAUAACCGCGUGGGCUCGAUCUUCGUGAGGCCAGUGUUGGUGCUGUUUCCCUUGGGCACGGCGAAUGCAUUGGCGUGGAGCUCGGGACUGGCGGCGGAUCCGGUGAAGGUUAUGCUGGAGGGGAGGGCGAGGCCGUUGCCGCAGUUCGAGGCGAGGUUUAGUCCGGGAAGUCGGUUGGUUGUGGAUGAGGGGAGGAAGAGGGAAAAGUUGGGGUUGAACUAUGAUGAUGAUGCGGCGGUGGUGUAUGGCGCUGUGGUGUUCUCGUGGGGAUUGCAUGCUAGUCUGGUAAGCAUGUCUGACACGACGGAGUAUCGGAAGCAUGGGGUUGAGCGCUUCAAAAUGGCGGCGGGGAAGCUGCUUGAGGAGGCGCAUCAGUAUAAGGCGCGGGUGAAGGUGCGGAGGCAGCGGGGCGGAGAAUGGGAGGAGCUGGUUUAUCCUUCACCUUCACCCUCGGACACGACGACUGCGGAGUCUGCCGAGUCAACACAACCGCUGCCUGCGGACACACAUGCCUACAUCCUCACAUCCCUCGUCUCAAACUUAGAGCAGACCUUCAAAAUCUCACCCUCAAGCACACCACUCUCAAGCAGCCUCCGCCUAGUCGCCAUCCGUCCGCCCACUCCACAAUCCACCACCGCGGCAGAAAUCACGCGCAUCCUAACGCUCGCGUACCAGGACGGUGCGCAUGUGAAAGAUCCAAGCGUGCUGUAUGAAGAGAUCGACGGCUUACGAAUCGAGUUCCUGGAACAGGAGGGAAUAUACAGGGAGGUAUGCGUCGAUGGGAAGAUCAUCGAGGUCGCGGGAGACGGGAAGGAGGGCAGUGGGUGGGCGGAAGUGAAUAUGCUGCCGGGAAUGGGGAUGGACGGGAGGCGGGUCGUUGAGGUCGUCGUGCCCAUUUAA